AUGGUAAAUGAAAGUUGGAGGGCAGGAGCCUUUGCAGGAGUGACGACAGCAUUAACUCUACAGCCAUUGGAUGUUAUAAAAACUCAUCUUAUCGUAAGCCAACAUAAGUCGCAUGCAAUUAUUCAAGGAGUGAAAUUAGUUCUAACCUCAUCUCGCCUCUGUAAGCGAACAAAAGAUUUUGAAUAAUUAAAAAAAUCUCCUUUCAUAAAUUGAAAAGGAAAUUAAUUUAAUUAAUAAAAUAUAUGGUUUAGAAUGGAUGCUAUUUAGAAUUUAAAUAAAAUUAGAUUAUAAUAAAUAUCACUUAUGUAUCAAAAUAUAUUUCAUAAAAAAAUUUAAAUAAAGCAAAUUUUUUGCUUGCUAAUAUAAGGUGGUUUCGCCCCUAAAAAUAGAAAAUUUUCCAAUGCUUUUUUCGCUCACAGACAUGGGAGUAGCAAAAUACGGAAUGAAAGGGUUUUGGAGAGGAUCAACGCCUGCAGUGGGUAGAGCUUUAAUGGGUUCGGGAUCAUAUUUUUUCUUAUUGGAAGAAUUUAAAAGAUUACUUGGAGAUUCAUUUACAGUCGCAAAUGGGAUGUCAUCUGGAUUUGCAAAAGCCUCAAUAACUAUACUGAAAAAAUUGAAUUAAUUUUAAAAUUUGCUAUUAUUUUUUAUUUUAUUUCUCUAAAUCUCAAUUUCCUAUUUACUAUACAAUAAGCAAUUAGGCAUACUUUGUGCUUGCCAAUGACACUUAUUAAAGUAAGAAUGGAAGCCCCAAAUUGUCAAGAAUAUAAAGGCAUUUGGCAUGCUGCAAAACGUAUCUAUUCUGAAGAAGGAGUCAGGGGAUUCUAUCAAGGAUUAACGCCUGCAUUAAUCCGAGAUGUCCCAUACUCCUUCGUUGGGUAUGAAUUUUAUGAAUUGUAUAUAAAGUAUUUUUCACAAUUAACAGAAUUAGAUCGAACUUAUAAGGCUAUCACACUUGCUGCUGGGGUUGCAGCUGGCUUGUCUGCAACUAUUCUUACACACCCAUUUGAUGUCAUUAAAACAAGAAUUCAGUUUGGGAAGUUUGCAGAAAACCAAAAAUAUCAUUACACUGGAGUAAUUUUGGGAAUUAAAGAAAUUUAUUAUGAUGAAGGAAUGACUGGAUUUUUAAGAGGGAUUAUGCCAAGGAUAAUGAAACGUAUCUUCUCUUUUCCCUUGGUAUGGACGCUUUACGAACAAAUAAAGCUUACUUAUUAA
Messenger RNA from Blepharisma stoltei, 1212 nucleotides. Lineage: Eukaryota; Ciliophora; Heterotrichea; Heterotrichida; Blepharismidae. The record is from the annotation of a GenBank genome assembly.